Messenger RNA from Drosophila busckii, 1693 nucleotides. RefSeq names its product RNA-binding protein lark (gene lark). The transcript has 3 exons. Bases 543 to 1595 code for a protein of 350 amino acids. Lineage: Eukaryota; Metazoa; Arthropoda; Insecta; Diptera; Drosophilidae. Gene Ontology annotation, molecular function: zinc ion binding; mRNA binding. Gene Ontology annotation, cellular component: cytosol. The record is from RefSeq and is a predicted model, not a curated record.
CUGAAAAAACCGCACGCAUUUGUUUGUGCUGCUAAUCAUUUACAAAAAUAUUGGGGAGUUUAACAAUAUAUAUCAUAUUUUGAUUUUGCCAGUGAGCACAGGUAAGAAUAUUUUACACGCUAAUGUAGUUAAAUUGCUAUUGGAGCCUCGUCGUCCACGUCCACUACUUCAACAACGGGCACGGGUUUGGCUCGCCGCCGUCUUUUUCGCAGUCGCCGCCAUCUUGUUUUGCCUAAUGAGUUUGUGUGUGUUUGAAAAUUAAAAGUAUUGCAUGUAGACGCGUUUAGUUUCCUUAAAUAUAAAAAAAAAAAUGCUUAGCUUGCUCCCACAGCCCUUGCCUAAGUUCAAGAUGAAAAAAUUGCAAUGCUUCUUCUUCCUUUUUAAUUUUGAGGUCGCGAUCGCCGUCUCCGUAUCCGUCGUUGCCGCCUCUCAAGCUGUGCGCAGUGCAACAGAACGCGUAGAGUUACGUAGAAAUAUAUCGCAGUUUGUUAUUUGAUAACGGAAGAACCGUGGAAGACGCCGUAGCCGAAACCGUCGCCGUGAUGCCCGGAGCCGGCACGUUCAAGUUAUUCAUCGGUAAUCUCGAUGAAAAGACGCAGGCAACCGAGCUGCGUGCGCUUUUCGAGAAAUACGGUACUGUCGUCGAAUGCGAUGUUGUCAAGAAUUAUGGGUUUGUGCACAUGGAAACCGAGCAGCAGGGUCGCGAUGCCAUACAAAACUUGAACGGUUACGUGCUGAACGAUAACGCUAUCAAGGUGGAGGCCGCCAAAAGUCGACGCGCUCCCAAUACGCCCACAACGAAAAUUUUUGUUGGCAACUUAACCGACAAAACGCGUGCGCCCGAGGUGCGUGAACUUUUUCAAAAAUACGGUACUGUCGUCGAAUGUGACAUUGUGAGGAACUAUGGGUUUGUGCAUUUGGAUUGUGUCGGUGAUGUGCAGGAUGCAAUUAAGGAGUUGAACGGUCGCGUUGUCGAUGGCCAGCCGCUCAAGGUGCAGGUCUCAACCAGUCGUGUGCGCCCGAAACCCGGAAUGGGCGAUCCGGAGCAGUGUUACCGUUGCGGCCGUUCCGGUCAUUGGUCGAAAGAAUGUCCGCGCUGGACAGGCGCCGGUGGUCGCGAGCCGCCACCACCGCUCAGCGCUGGUGGUUACAGAGAUCGCAUGUAUAGUCGUGAUCCGUAUCCGCCACCACCUCCACCGCCGCCCUUCCUGCGUGAUCGCAUUAUGGACGGCUUUAGGGACUAUGAUUACUAUGACCGCCGUUUUGAAGAUACGCGUGAUCUGUACGAACGUCGCUAUCAGUCAUCGCGUAUACGAGAUUUUCCACCACCGCCCAUAUCGCGUCGCGAGCCCAUGCCGCUGCCCCCACCGCUGAGCGGCAGCUUGCGCAGCUGCAGUGUAUCACGUGGCUACGAUACCAUGUUCAGUCGCCGCUCGCCGCCGCCCCCACGCAGCAGCAACGGCAUGAGUCGUUAUGGCUCCCCCACACCGCAUGGCUAUGACGACUUUAGUCGUGACUCGUUUGACGAGCGCAUGAUAUCGUCGCGUGGCAUGCGCGGUCCAUCACCGCCAGGUCGCCGCUAUGCGCCCUACUGAGAUGAGUUUUAUUACAACGGCAGCAGCUGAGUAUUGGCACAGCCGCUACCGAAUUGCACAUGCAACACCCUCGGUGAUGAAUCAGGUUGGCUAGUCCA